CUUUCGUUUUCUUUAUUGUUUACUCAACAAAAUUGAGCAUGCUGUUCGUUCAAGAUGAUAUCGAGCCAUUAAUUUGAUUAUUUUCUUCCUUAUAUGUUUAUUGGAUUUCAUUUUGGUCAUAGGUGCAGUUGUUAUUGUAGUUGAUGAUUGCUGGCCAAUUUUCGGGUUAUUUUAAUUUUGUGCGGAUUCUCACUUUUUUCUUUUGAUAUGUGAUUAUUUAGACGCUCAGAAACUGUACAGGGAAAAGAACCAGAAAAGAACAAAGAAAAAUGAAAUAGAAUUUGAACUGUAGACGUUUAGGUGUUCUGGAUCCACAAGUUUGUACAACCUCUGAAAAGUGAGACUGCGAGGAUUACCAUGUGUCAUUGAAUGGAUUAAAACACAUACUGAUUCUUGCUCUUGUGGUCGCUGCAAUGAAUUACUGAUGCUGCUUUUCAAAUACAAGAGCAACAAAGACACCACCACUGCAACCACUAAGCCUUAAAAUUCCUUUAGGUUGCUUGCAAUUCCAGGUACAUCUGUGAUUGAGGAUUUGAUUUUGGGGUUAGAUUGUCCCUUCUAUCAGGUUUAUCUGUUUUAGUUUCGAAUUGGGUGGUGGUGGGAGGUUCUGACUUUGUCUCAGUUUUAAGGAAUGGGGGUUUUGUUUUUGCUUCGUGUUCAUUCGCUUCUCUUUGGUCGAUUGAGUUUAAUUCCGUGGGGUUUUGUUUUCUCUCUUGUUCUUGAUGUUUUUGGUCUUGAUGAAUUUGGGGAGUUUUCCAAUUUGGGCUAAGUUUUAAAGAAUGGGGGUUUUGACUUUUGAUUUGGGUUCCUUUAUAUUUUUUAGUGGUUCAAGUUUCCUCCUUUGGGAUUUUGUUAUUUUUCCUGUUCUUGAUGUUCUGGUCUUGAUCAAUUCUGCUACAUAACGUUUAGCUUGUACUAAUGAAAUUUAACUUCUUGAUAUCACUCAUGUCUACAUUACUCCUUAUUCCAUUAUAAUAAAACCGAUGUUCAUUUUCUUACUUUCUUCUUGCACGCUUAGCUUAACAGCCAUGGCAGAGGAAGCAGGUAUGUUUGUGGUUCAUCAAACCAUUGGAAGUGUUCUAUGUUGCAAGUGUGGUAUCCCAAUGGCGCCAAAUGCUGCUAAUAUGUGCGUGAAGUGCUUGCGCUCUGAAGUUGACAUCACAGAAGGUUUGCAGAAGCAUGUCAUUGUCAUCCAUUGCCCUGAGUGUGAUAGGUACUUGCAGCCCCCAAGAACAUGGAUUAAAGCCCAACUGGAAUCGAAGGAGCUCUUGACUUUUUGCGUGAAGAGAUUGAAGAAUUUGAAUAAAGUUAGGUUGGUACAUGCUGAGUUUAUAUGGACUGAACCUCACUCCAAGAGGAUUAAAGUCAAGCUGAGAGUUCAGAAAGAGGUACUCAAUGGAGCUGUUCUGGAACAAGCUUAUACUGUUGAGUAUGUUGUGCAAGAACAAAUGUGUGAAUCUUGCUCUAGGGUUCAAGCAAACCCUGAUCAAUGGGUGGCUGCUGUGCAACUGCGGCAGCAUGUUUCUCACAGGCGAACAUUCUUCUACUUGGAGCAGCUUAUUCUUAGGCAUGAUGCUGUAGCGCAAGCUUUAAGAAUUAAGCAGAUGGAUCAUGGAAUUGAUUUCUAUUUUGGUAAUCGCAGUCAUGCUGUUAAGUUUGUGGAGUUUCUGGCCAAGGUUGCCCCCGUUAGGAGUCGUCAUGACAAACAACUUGUCUCACAUGACCUCAAGAGCAAUAAUUACAACUACAAAUAUACUUUCUCUGUUGAAAUCUGCCCAAUUUGCCGUGAAGAUCUUAUAUGUCUCCCGCCAAAAGUUGCUGUGAGUUUGGGAAAUCUCGGUCCACUUGUUAUAUGCACCAAAGUGAGUAACAGCAUUGCUUUACUAGACCCCUUUACCCUGAGACAUUGUUUUUUGGAUCCUGAUCAAUAUUGGAGGGCAUCUUUUAAGUCUCUACUUUCUAGUAGGCAACUAGUUGAAUAUAUUAUAUUGGAUUUGGAGAUUGUUUCUUCUGAAGUUAAUAUUGGUGGGUCAAAGUAUACUUUGGCUGAUGCCCAAGUUGCUCGUGUAUCUGAUUUUGGAAAAAAUGACACAAUUUUCUCUAUAAGAACACAUUUGGGCCAUCUUUUAAAUCCUGGUGAUUAUGCUCUUGGUUAUGACCUGUAUGGAGCUAACAGUAAUGAUAUUGAGCUAGAUAAGUAUAAAGGUCUUGUCCUUCCAGAUGCAAUUUUAAUUAAAAAGAGCUAUGAAGAGAAGCGUCAAAGGAGGCGUGGGAAGCCUCGUUCAUGGAAGCUUAAAUCUCUCAACAUGGAAGUUGAUGAUAAUGUUAGAGCUAGGGUUGAGGAGGAUAAGAGAAAUUCUGAGUACGAGCAGUUCUUGAGAGAUUUAGAAGAGAAUCCUGAUAUGAGGUUUAAUAUGUCAUUAUACCGGAACAAAGAAUACCAGCCAUCAGAAUUGGCUUCAGUGACUGAUGGGGAAGACUUUCCUUCUGUACCUUUAGACGAGUUGUUUGCUGAUCUUGAUCUAAGUGAAGAGGAAGAUGGGGGAGAUAGCAUGAGGGAGUAAAUUGAAUCCGUUUUUUUCUGCAUCCAAUCAAGAUUUUGGGUAUUUUGGCAGCUCGUCUUUCAGUUUUCUAAAUUUUAAAGCACCGUGACUGGAAUAUUGUUUUCUCCCAGGCUUUGGCAUUGUUGGUAUAUGGUACGGUCUGCAUUAACGCUAUUUGGAGACAUGAACAACGUCUAAAGAGCCGAAAUGGAGUUCUUCAAAAGUUUGGUUUGAUAGUGCUGUAGAUGGUCGUAGGCCCCCUGUUUGAUGUUUCACGCUUUUUCUUAAGUUAUAAAUGGUUUGUAAUGAGUCAAUAAUUUGAUAAUAAACCUUUAUAUCAUCCUUUGACAGUCGCUUGGACUAUUCUUAGAUAAGUUGUACAUAUGUAUGUUGUUUUAUACCGAGCCACGUCUACUGAAUUAGGAACUUGUAUUUGCAACUCUUGUUGCUUAUUAAGCAAUGGGCAAUGGAAUUGAUGCCCUCAAAAUCUGCAUCAUCUGAACUGGAUCUCCUUCACCACUCUCCUUAACGCCUGUAUCACCGGAAAAUCCCUGGAACAUAGCCAGAGAUAUACCUUCAACUCCUCUCAAGAGAUGAAGGGGCUCGGAAUCUUCGUAACACAACCCCACCUCGAAAAGCAAGCUGAUCACACUCUACUCCCCUCUUUGGUCAGCUCGGCAAGGCUCGCUGCAUUUUUUACGAUGAUCUGCAGGUCGUGAAUUCCUGAGUCUGUCUGGGUGGCAAUGGCAAUUGGGUAUUCAAGAUAUGGGCUUUCUAGAGAAGGUCUACUUCUCUACUGUGACAUGGCACGCCAAGUCGAUCAACUGGGAAAUUUUGCAUUUUUAGUGGCUCUAAAGUUGUGCGCCUAAUUAUUUCAAUUGCAGGUUGGAAGAGCGGUUCGUGCCCAGAUUGUUAAGUCCAAGGAAGAUCUGGAUCAGGUUGUGUACAAUGCUGUUCUUAGGUUGUUUGCCGAGCGUGGGCGUUUUAAUGGGGUACUCCAUGUGUUUGAAGAAAUGCAUGGCAACUUGCUGAUUGCGGGCUUUGUGCGGCGAGAUCAACUAUUUGAGGCUUUGGAUGCUUUUAGGAGGAUGCAAGGAGAGGGAGUGGGAUUUAGCUGGGCUACCCUCCCUACAAUGUUGCCAGUCUGUCUGUGCUAAAGUGACCGCACUUUAUGGUGGGAAGGAGAUACAUUCGAGGAUGGUCAAAUCAGCUAGAAUACGAGAUGUACUGGUGCUAACCUCACUAAUGGACACGUAUGCAAAAUGUGGAGUAUAGCGGGAGAGUAUUUGAUGGAAUGCCUCGUGAAGAUUUAACGUCGUGGAAUACGGGGCUCACAGGAUAUGCUAUAAACAGGCAUAUGAAAGAAGCCAUGGAAUUGUUUGGUGAGAUGCUGUGGUCUGGCUUCUGUCCGGAUUGGGUCACAGUCAUUGCCUUGUUGAUAACAACCAACUGCGGCAUUCCCACAACCCGAGCAAGUCAUCAGGGGAGCAGACAACUAUAGAUGAAGUCAUGAGGAGCAAGAGGCCAAGGAAGAGGCUGGCAAGGCUGCUAGAUUUACUCUUAAAUGAACAGAGAGGAGUGGCAUGAGAUUGUAACUAACUGUUACUCUGUUAUAAGGCAAAUAAUAAAAAUGCACGUGGUGCACA
This is a messenger RNA of Diospyros lotus (date-plum), 4189 nucleotides long. RefSeq lists its product as uncharacterized. The record is from RefSeq and is a predicted model, not a curated record. Gene Ontology annotation, cellular component: cytoplasm; nucleus. The transcript has 3 exons. NCBI's taxonomy places the organism in Eukaryota, Viridiplantae, Streptophyta, Magnoliopsida, Ericales, Ebenaceae. Gene Ontology annotation, biological process: ribosomal large subunit export from nucleus. Bases 984 to 2564 code for a protein of 526 amino acids. Gene Ontology annotation, molecular function: ribosomal large subunit binding.